This is a messenger RNA of Mesorhabditis spiculigera, 1746 nucleotides long. The record is from the annotation of a GenBank genome assembly. Lineage: Eukaryota; Metazoa; Nematoda; Chromadorea; Rhabditida; Rhabditidae.
AUGGAUCCGAGCAUCGUCGGAAGCUCUGGAGCCAGAUUUUCGAUGAAAGACGAGUUGCCAGAUUUGGACCCGAUUCAAUGCACAUCUGAUAAAGCCAGUUCUUCUACCGCCAUCGAAACCAUUCAAAUCGAAUGUCCCAAAGCUUUAAAUCAUACUUCUCGACCUCGACCCCUGCUCAACCGGAAAACCUGGAAAUUGGUCGCCUCCAAAGAGAUCAACGAGCAAAGGGCGGUGGUUCCGUAUCUGAACAAGGGCUUUUUGAGGACUACGGAGCUCCUCUCCAGCUCCUACCUCAUCGGCAAGCAGUUCAUCGCGGAUUUGAGGCAACGUGGCUGUAGCCCAGCUAGUUUAGCUACUAGGUUGUAUCAAUUGGAAAGAGCCUGCGACUUCCAAGACUCUUUCAUGAGCUGUACACCAGUCAUAAAUUUGGAUACUUCAUUGUUAGAAGCGAUAAGAAAUCCUUUGGCCUUAUGCGCCAGGACCCCGAUGGGCUGGACAGACGGCCGACCCGUCGAAGGCGGCAUGAUUGAGCUGAUACCGCUAAUUUACACCCGAAUCGCGUUACACUACCUCGACUGGGUGGCCUCGCUGUUGGAGCUGAUCGAGAUGGAUGAAAAGGAUAGGUUAGCCCUCGUCAGCGCCCAGCUCUGCCAGCUCCAGUUUUGCACCAUUGCCUAUAACACUUAUCGAGAAGGCAAAGAGGGCAUCCUUUUCGGAGCAGGAAUUCACUUUAUUCCUCCUGAAACGCCACCUACGGAUGAAUUUGACAGCUUUAUGGUCCAACUGUCCACCUAUCUUCAUCAGGAAGUGAUAUCGUUGUUUAAGGAGAUCAAAAUCAGCCCCGAAGAGUACGCCCUCAUGAAAAUGAUCUGCUUCUUCAGCACUACCGCCAUCCUCACCCAAAAGAGUGUUAAUGUGGUCCAAAGAGCACGAGUGAAGUAUGAGCAGCUGCUGAUGGAAUACAUAGUGGAAGCAUAUCCGGACCUGAAUCGGGAGGAGCGUCAGAUGAGGAUGGUGAAGAUUGCUAGUGCCAAUCGACAUUUUUUGCAACUCGGCAUCCUCGACAACGCCUACAUCACCAAGAUGUUUUCCUUGAACAUGGCCAACUUGCGCAAGCAUGCCCCUCCUCUCAUCCGCGACACCAACGGGACCGUCCUCAAGCUGGGCGGUUGUUGGAAUGUUACGGAGGACACGAAAACUUGCUCGGGCGCCAAGUGCAUCCACGCGUACUUUGAGGCCGACUGGGAGACGACGGUCGUUGUCAGAAACUGUGCCUCGGAGGAUUUUCUGAAGUAUCUGCGGGACGAGUGGAAACCGGCACGAGUGACGGAGAAGCUGAAGCAGCCGAUGCACCGCUGGUGGCUGGAGAUGUGCGAGGGGCGACCUGGAAACCCUUGGCGACGACGUGGAGAAGAUUCGACAAAGAAGUGCACGGGGACGAACAAGUGCUCCCACGCUCACCUGGAGAAGAAGAAUGAGCAAGCGAUCAUCAAGCAGUUGGAGAUCCGCACCUGCGCCACGGGAUUUUUGCUGACGAACUGGACGACGGGCUACCAACGCAAGGAGAUCCCUGGAAGUCACCUCACUGUGACGGAGCAAGCAUGCGAGGGUGAUCUGUGCAACAAGCUGCCGAUGACCGAAAUGAAGCAGCGCGCUGAAGAAGCGGCCAAGAAGCAAUCGUCGACGGCCUCGUACCUCGUGCUCCCCGUCGUCACCUUCUUCGCCUCCAAUAUCCUUGCCUUCUUC